AUGUACAAUCGAAGACACUACCUGCUAGACUACUUUCUCCGUGACAAAUCUGGACAUCCUCCGGCAGUACGUCGUAAUCGUGGAUGUUCUAGGGAAAUUUCUGGUGCGAUCAAGAAUACUCUUGAAUCGAGCCAUCUCCCUUUCGAUGCGACGCCGCCGAAGGAUGUCCUUUUUGUGCAGCCGCUUCGCCUGUCUCCGCUGAAAUCAUGGUAUUAA
Haemonchus placei is the source of this 216-nucleotide messenger RNA. The record is from the annotation of a GenBank genome assembly. Lineage: Eukaryota; Metazoa; Nematoda; Chromadorea; Rhabditida; Trichostrongylidae.